AUGACUGUCGACAUCAUCCCUCCCGCGUCCCAACGCCGUUGGUGGAAAGAGUCGACCGUCUACCAGAUCUACCCCGCAUCGUUCAAUGACCAUGCCGACAGCGGCCACGGAACGCUCCCUGGUAUCAUUGAGCGCGUUCCAUACCUCCAGGAGCUUGGUGUCGACAUCAUCUGGCUCUCCCCAAUCUAUGAAUCGCCGCAGGCUGACAUGGGAUACGAUAUCAGUGACUAUCAGAAGAUUGACCCACGAUACGGCACCCUCGAGGACUGGGACAAUCUCCGCGACGCAUGCCACGAGCGUGGAAUGAAGCUUGUCAUGGACCUGGUUGUGAACCACAGCAGCAACGAACACGCGUGGUUUAAAGAGUCCCGGUCCUCCAAGACCAACCCAAAGCGCGACUGGUACUAUUGGCGCAAGGGAAGCAUCAACGAGAAGGGCGAGCGUGUGCCACCCAACAACUGGGAAGCCAUGUGGGGUGGCUCGACAUGGGAAUACGACGAGGAGUCGGACGAGUACUACCUCCACCUGUUUGCCAAGCAGCAACCCGAUCUCAACUGGCUCAACCCCGAGGUCCGCGAGGCCGUCUACAAGAUGAUGCGCUGGUGGCUUGACCGUGGAGCCGACGGUUUCCGCAUGGACGUGAUCAACUUUAUUGACAAGGCUCCCGGCUUUCCGGACGCGCCCACUACCAACCCCUACACGGUGUAUCAGCCCUUUGGUCCUCUCUCUGUGGGCCGUCCCGGUGUCCACACGCACCUCAAGGAGAUGCACGAAAAGGUGCUCAAGGAUUAUGACUGCUUCUGUGUCGGCGAAUGCCCAGGUGGCGAUGACCCCGAGGCGUUUGCCCAGUACUCCAAGCCCGAAAACAACGAGCUGCAGAUGGUCUUCAACUUCCACCAUCUGGGCUUUGACAGGGCUCGCACCAGCACCAUUGGCCGCGGGUGGAACCCGGACUGGAAGUUGAGCGACUUUAAGCAGGUAGUCAACACCUGGCACGUUGACCUCCCCAAGGAGGGUGGCUGGAUGAGCAACUAUGUCGACAACCACGACCAGCCGCGACUCCUGUCUCGAAUCGGCAGCGACCACCCAGACCACCGUGCCCGCAGUGCCCAGGCUGUCGCCGUGUUCCACACGACCCUCACUGGCACCAUCUUUGUGUUCCAGGGCCAGGAGAAUGGCCAGAUCAACAUGCCCCAUUCGUGGGGAGAGGAGGAGUACAAGGACAUCGAGUCAGUUGAGAUCUUUGAGGGGGAGCGCGAACGCCUGAAGCGGGAGGGAGCCACCCAGGCCGAGAUUGACGAGCGCAUCAAGUGGGUGCUGGGCAACCUCCGCGAGACGGCACGCGACAAUGGCCGCACGCCAAUGCAGUGGGACAGCAGUGAACAUGCCGGCUUCUCCAAGGGCCAGCCAUGGAUGCGCGUCCACGACGACUACAAGCAGUGGAACGUCAAGUCGCAGGAAAACGACAAGCAGUCGGUAUGGUCGUUCUGGCAGGCCAUGCUCGCCUUGCGCAAGAAGCACCUCGCAAUCAUCUAUGGCAAGUUUAUCCCUCUCGACGAGUCGUCCGAGGAGAACUACACCUACAUCCGCGAGGACGAGGACACUGGCGAGAAGCUGCUGGUGGUUCUCAACCUUGCGCGUGGUCCCGACCGUACCGGCUUGCCGAUCAAGGUCGAUCUCGCGUCCAUGGGCGUCGACACCUCGAACGCUCAGUUAAUCAUUGCCAACGACGGUGCAGAGGUCGGAUCAGGUAUCUCUGGCCCCUUGGACCUGGACAACUGGGGUGCCCGUGUCUACCUCCUCCAGCAGGGACGGGCGGUCCUCAACUAG
This is a messenger RNA of Apiotrichum porosum, 1830 nucleotides long. RefSeq lists its product as uncharacterized. The transcript has 10 exons. The record is from RefSeq and is a predicted model, not a curated record. Bases 1 to 1830 code for a protein of 609 amino acids. Lineage: Eukaryota; Fungi; Basidiomycota; Tremellomycetes; Trichosporonales; Trichosporonaceae. Gene Ontology annotation, molecular function: alpha-amylase activity. Gene Ontology annotation, biological process: oligosaccharide catabolic process.